UUCUGCGUUUUUGGUGGCCCCGCAAGAUGUCCGAUUCCGAGAGCAGUGAGGACGAAACCACCUCCAAACUUUUGCAAGCGGUGGACACGUCUUUCCUGAAUGAAACGCUUUACAAAAAAGAACCGGCCACAAAAGAUGCGAAGGAGAAGAACGAAACCAGCCAGAUCCAUCCUGAAAAGCAGCUCGCUGACGGCAAGAAAGAUGCACCAAAGUCCAACCGAUACCUGCUCGAGGAGGAUUCCGUGUUUCAGAGCGAUCUGAGCGUAAGCGACUCGAUGCAGAAGCACAUGGCCGCGAAGGUAUCGAAGCUGAUCGAAACGAUCGUAUCCUUCGACGAUACCGUGACUAUGAAAAAGAAGAAAGUAAAGGAGAAGACGGCCAACGAAAGCAAUGGCGCGGUACAUCUGUUAUCAGGGUUUGAUACGUGCAUCCAACUGGAUCUACCCGAGCCACAAUUUGUUCAACUGAAACCAGUUCAGGUGCGUCGUCGGCAAGUUGAACAGGAAACCAACGUGGAGGAUAGCCAACAGAGGCUCGCAUCUGUCGUCUGCGAACCUGGCACAUUUAGCGAGGAAACGAAACACUGGAAACCGAAACGGGAAAAGGCGGUAUUCCACUACCAAUCGAAAGGGAAUGGCGUAUGUGAGGCACUUCCAAACAUGCCUCCGAAUGAGUUUACCCUUUCGCGUAUUGCGCGCAAGUGGGACGAAAGUAAGAUACGGUUGUGGAAAGGAGAAAAAAGGGCGAAAAAAAGACCUAUAAAUGUGUGAUCUUAAGGC
Molecule: messenger RNA, 779 nt
Organism: Anopheles aquasalis
Lineage: Eukaryota; Metazoa; Arthropoda; Insecta; Diptera; Culicidae
Source: RefSeq, a predicted model, not a curated record